AUGAGUCGUUUCAUGCCUAGGCGAAAGCUCUCUAAAAGUCUCGAUGAGGUUGGCUUGCGUGAGACUCGUAAGAUCAGAUCGGACACCUCCCAGCAGUCGACGGCUCCGGCAGGAGACUUCACGAGGCUGCUUGCGCCUUCACUACCGCCCCUAAUCCGCACAAAGACACCACCAGGAGCUCCUCGUUGGCCGGGUGACCUACCGCCCGCGCAAGCGCAGUCGGCUCCUAGAGACUUCUGGGCUUCCGUUCGUCACUUUUUCGCACCGCCUCAGCCGCCUCGGCGACCCCAGCGGAGGGGCAGGGCAUACUGGCAACCUCCAAGAAGUGCACACAACUCGUCACGAUUAGGACCACUGGAAAGUCAUCCGUUCUAUCGCGCUUCGGUUGCUGUGCCUGGCAGCUGGCCUGACGACGCAGCAGAUGGCCUAGCGCCUGCAGCAGUGCCCUAUGCUUCUCCUACGGCUGCCACGAACUCUCUCGAGGCACUAGCUUCAAGGUGCGAUAAUCAGCAGCCUACCACCGACGGCUUCACUCAAAGCCCGCCGCAAGCUUCGCACCAACCACCGAUUUCCGCAACCCGCAGCAGAGACGACCUCUCCUCCCGCUACACCGCCUCCGGCAUCCCGAUCUACCGCACCUCGGCCUCCUCCCUCCAGAAGCUCGACGCGCAGACCCAGCGUAGCAUCUCCGGCAGUAGCACCAGCUCGCGCCGCGGCCCCGCGGUCUCGGCGCCUACGAAAGCGCGCCUGCCGCGUAAUCCUGGUUCCCUGGACAGCAGGAGCCGUUCCGCGCCAACCCAGCCGGCCGAGCCUACGGCCACAGUGGAGCUCCAGCGGAUCGACUCCGCUGCUUUGGGCGCGCUGCUCCCCAUCGCGGCCGCCGAGGGCAUCGUGCGCGUAAGGGCGCUUGAGCGGGGGGAUCCCGACCCGCUGGCGCUGGGGUCUGCGGUCCCGUCACCAUCGCCACGAGGAUUGCCAGAGCGCCCACCCGCACCAGGUGUCCUCGAGCGCGAAGACACGGCACGCUCCACGGUGGUGGAGUUGCCGCUCUUGGAGCGCUGCUCGGGUGACAGACCGGACCGCGUGACUAGGUCGCGGAGCCAUGAUCCGAGCGUGCUGAGAGCAGAAGACGUGCAUGCGGCUAUUGUGAGGAGGAGUAGGGCGGAGACGGGGAUGAAUCGGGGAAGCAGUCGGAGGAGUGGUGGGGCGGGGCCACGGAGGGCGGAUUGGGAGCCUGGUGAGGUGAGUGGUUCUUAUGAGACGUGCUGGAGGUUGCGGUGGGAGCGCGGGUGGGGACUCGUGGGGCCGUCGAUGGUGCUGCCGGAUGGUUGUUUGGCGCCUGCUUGGGAGUUGCGUUUCUGA
Messenger RNA from Coniosporium apollinis CBS 100218, 1362 nucleotides. RefSeq lists its product as uncharacterized. The record is from RefSeq and is a predicted model, not a curated record. Lineage: Eukaryota; Fungi; Ascomycota; Dothideomycetes. Bases 1 to 1362 code for a protein of 453 amino acids. The transcript has a single exon.